AUGGAAGCUAAUCCGAGCAACAAAGACGCGGAGGCAAUCAACAACAGAGUGCUGGCCAUCGCCGUCGCGCUGCUCGACUUUGCAUCGCCGUUGAAUCCGCCAGGACAUAUCAGGGUUCUAGAUCUGGCAUUCGAAGCAGCCCGUGUUUGCAUGGGUACCUCAGCCCCUCCACAUACGCUGACUGCAACUGAUGAAGCGGCAGACACUGCCUGUCUCGACUGUGCUCUCAAAAUACUCAAAGUGGCAGCGAAGCGACUGGAUUCACUCGAAGCGUCUGUCCCAGCCAUCGAUCAAGCUCAGCUGAGCGCUCUCUCUGCCGAAUACUACAUGCUUCGCGUGCAUUUAGCUUGGCAGCAGGGUCGACCUGACAUUGCUGAUCACCUCUUUACGAAAAUCCCGCUGAAGGGCGCAACCAAGGAUCACUAUAAUGUCAUUGGUGAAUGCAUUUGCAUUGGUCGAGGUGCACUGGAAGCUGGCCAGUACGACGCUGCAAUCAAGUGGCUCGAGAUCGCACUGGAGGAGCUACAAGAGAACCUGGAUUAUCAGGGAUUGGAUUCGGCAAAUUUUGAAUUGCAAAUCCGGCAUACACUUGCAUGUGCCUAUAUGAAGAUCGGUACACCCGAUGCAGCCGAGAAGCUUGAGGGGCAAAUUGCUGUGCUCAAGACAAAGUAUGGCGAGAAUCCUGCCGUGCAAGUCCUCGAACUUGAGAUCAUUCGCCGUGAAAAGGAACCGAACAGUGCCGAAUUCUUUCGGGUCUUGAAAGCUAUAAUCGAGAAGCUCGAUUGGACUGAGGAGUACCUGAAUGUAGUCCUUGGCUAUAUCAAAUAUUCGAUGCGCCUGAGCAUCGGUCUCGCUUUCGAGAUGCACCAUUUGUUGCUAAAGUCCCUACCAUGCGAGAAGCGCGAAUGGAUAGAAGAAUGCUUUCUUCGGGUUCCGUGGAUGGUCAGUUCCACGACCGAUGAGCUGGAUAUCCCGGAAGAGGCGUGCAAAACAGCGAUGAACGAUGCGUUGGCUUUCCUCGAAGAUCGGGGAAUCGAGAGCAUCAGCCAGGAGGGGACUCAUGUGUUCUUCACGAUCCUUCUGAACAUGCUUGAAAGCCCAGAGACCUCUUCUUGCCGGCACAUUGCUGAGAAGUGGUGCCAGCUCGCACUGGACACCAAGGUCUUCAAUGACUGCUUCACGUCCGCCAAGUUUAAUCUUCAGAAAAGAUUGGCCACAAUUUCCUUCAGCAACAACGACUUUGUCUUCGCCAAGCAGACUUUAGAUCAAAUAGUGGUUGAAAACGAGACAAAGUCCGAUCUCCAAGUCCAAUGCCUUCUCUUCAAGCUUGCACUACACGAUGAGAAGGAUGUAUACUUGGAGGCAGACAGACUGAACAAGUCAAAAGCGGUCAUUGACUGCAUUCUGGAGUUUAUGGAUUUGACAACUCUUCUUGAGAGCUCUCAAGAUAAAUCGCUUGUCGAGGAAGCCAGAUCUGAUCCUAUCAGAUCACGGUCAACGGCCGAUAUAAUUAGCUUCCCUCUUUCAAUGCUCUCGUCGGCGAUGGAGAAAAAGCAGGGAGUGUCCGAGGAGAAUGUGCUUGACUUAGUGUACUCAGUCCUUAAGUAUACCAAGCAAGGAUUCAGCAAAACAGAUCUCUCAAUUUCGAUUCAUGAGUUGGAAUCAAUCUGUCUCGAUUCUUAUAACCUGACCCUGCAUAUUUUCAACAUGUUCCCGCUGGAACGCUCAGAAGAAGCCCUGCAAAUCACGAAAGAGAUCAUCAACCUUUCAAGACAACGAUAUGAGUCCAUCCAGACCGAAACUCCUCAAUCGGUGCCAUCGAACAGCCAAGAAGAGAAGACAGAGAAACAAAUGUCUGUCCAACUAGGCUACAUCGCUUAUCAAUUCUUGUUCCUGGAAGUCAGCAUACGUGCCCUUUGUGUUCGAUCUGAAAUUAAUUCAACAAGCAAGUUCGAACACUACACAAAAAUCAUCAAAGCGAUCAAGUCAAUUCGAGAACAGGAGUCGGAGUACUCCGAAUACCAUCCACUGGAUAUCGAAACUCUUCGCAACCUCUCAGCAAACGAGUUCGAGGCUGCCAUUGCCCUGGAAGAUUGGAGUGGUAUCGUCACGAUCAUCGAAGAUAGCGAGAGCUUCUUCGACGCAGCUCUGUUUGAUCAUUUCAUGAAUUGCAUUCUUACCUUUGAAAUGGCAGAUGCAUACAAGGCUAUAUUCAUCAACGCAAUGGUGGAAAUCAUGCGCAGAGCUGGGUCCGACAUGCCAAUCCUUCUCAAUAACUUCCCAUCCUAUUAUCAUCAUCUAUUUACAUUCGCCCUCGCCGCAGCAAACCCCGAAACUCCUACGCAGCUCCUCGAUCUAUCCUUACACUGGCCGGGGGAGUACCACGAAAUGGCCGAUUCAGUCAUCGACGAGGUGCUCACCGCAACCGCUGAGCAAUCCUUGCCAUCAGGAUCUGGACAGCAGCGCGUGUAUCCUGUUGAAGAACUUGGGUACCUCGCGACGUCCUCGUUCAACCAGGCCAUGGACUUUUAUUCCGCGGAGAAUGAUCAAGCUUGUCUGCGCUGGGCUCGGAAGGGUAUUCUACUCGCGGAAGCGAUGCGUACCCCCGAGGGUGAGGAGUUGGUUUGCCUGUUUCAGACGCGGCUGGAGGGGUUAUUCUAA
Molecule: messenger RNA, 2661 nt
Organism: Penicillium cataractarum
Lineage: Eukaryota; Fungi; Ascomycota; Eurotiomycetes; Eurotiales; Aspergillaceae
Product: SPO22/ZIP4 family meiosis protein
Exons: 16
Coding region: 1-2661 (886 amino acids)
Biological process (GO): meiotic cell cycle; regulation of synaptonemal complex assembly
Molecular function (GO): protein binding
Source: RefSeq, a predicted model, not a curated record